AAGGUAGAAGAUAUAUAGAAGAAGAAGAUACAUAUGUGAGGAGUGACUAGCAGUCUAAGGAGGAGGAAAUCCCUACAGAUAUCAGCACAGCAGAUGGAUAUAACGGAAGAAAUAUAUCCCAGGAACAUCUCGUUUUAGCUCCAGACUGUGAAAUAGAAGAUAUCACAAGAGAUCCUCCAGGAGAAAACCCUUUUACCACAAUUGUGCAUCCAGUACUUCACUGUGCAGAUAUGUCAUCGGAUCCCUCUAAUCACAAUCCUAUAGAUGCCAAAUGUUUUUCACAGGACACAAAGCUUAUUGCCCAAAAGAACCAUGGGAAGCAAUUUACAUGUUCUCACUGUGAGAAAUGUUUUAGCUAUAAAUCAGCUCUUGUUAUACAUGAGAGAACUCACACUGGUGAGAAACCAUUUGAAUGUUGUGAGUGUGGGAAAUGUUUUGCAGUUAGAUCCGCUCUUGUUACACACGAGAGAAAUCACACCGGUGACAAACCAUUUAAAUGUUCUAAGUGUGGGAAAUUUUUUACAUUGAAAGCAUCUCUUGUUUCACAUCAAACCGUUCACACUGGUGUGAAGCCUUUUUCAUGUUCUGAGUGUGGGAAAUGUUUUAGAGACAAAUCAGCUCUUGUUUUACAUGAGAGAACUCACACAGGUGAAAAACCAUUUUCAUGUACUAAGUGUGGGAAAUGUUUUACACAGAAAUCACAUCUUGCUGUACAUCAGAAACAUCACACAGGUGAGAAACCAUUUUCAUGUUCUGAGUGUGGAAAAUGUUUCAGAGAAAAAUCACAUCUUAUUGUACAUGAGAGAAGUCACACAGGUGAGAGCCAAUAUUCAUGUUCGGAGUGUGGGAAAUUUUUUAUAAAUAAAUCAUGUCUUGUUAACCACAAGCGAAUUCACACUGGUGAGAAGCCAUUUGCAUGUUCGGAGUGUGGAAAAUGUUUUCCCAUCAACUCACAUCUUCUUAGACAUGAGAGAAUUCACACAGGUGAUAAGUACUUUUCAUGUUCUGAGUGUGGGAAAUGUUUACGUGACAAAUCAGCUCUUGCAAUACAUCAGAGAAGUCACACAGGUGAGAGACCAUUUCCAUGCUCUGAGUGUGGGAAAUGUUUUAUACAAAAAGUAGCACUUGUUUCACAUCAGAGAGUUCAUACAGGUGAGAAGCCGUUUCCAUGCUCCGAAUGUGGGAAAUGUUUUACAAAGAAAUCACAACUUGUAGUACAUCAGAGAGUUCAUACAGGUGAGAAGCCAUUUGCAUGUUCUGAGUGUGGGAAACGUUUUAGUGAAAAAGCAGCUCUCGUUAUGCAUGAGAGAAUUCACACUGGUGAGAAACCAUUUCCAUGUUCUGAGUGUGGGAAAUGUUUUUCGGACAAAGCUGUUCUUGUUACACAUCAAAGAAGUCACACAGGCGAGAAGCCAUAUUCAUGUGCAGAGUGUGGUAAAUGUUUUUCAGACAAAUCCAUUCUCAUUACGCACAAGAGAAGUCACACAGGGGAGAAGCCAUUUUCAUGUGCAGAGUGUGGUAGAUGUUUUAUAAAUAAAUCAUCUCUUCUUGAGCAUGAGAGAAGUCAUACAGGGGAGAAGCCAUUUUCAUGUACUGAGUGUGGGAAAUGUUUUACACGGAAAUCAUCUCUUCUUUCACACCAGAGAUCUCAUACAGGUAAGAAGCCAAUCUCAUGUUCUAACUGAGGAAAAUGACAGUAACCCGAUCUUGUUAAACACUCCAUUAUUCAAACAGGUGAAAUAUAGGAAAGUAUUUUAUCUAAAGAACAAAUGUGAUGUAAUAUUUCUCUUGAGAGGUGCUUAAUUUAAUUCACAUUUUUAGUUUUUGAUAUAUAAAUGGUUGAGGUGGCAGUUAUCUUACAAGAUAAUUGUGACUUUGAAUUCUAUUAUCCAAAUGGCGUAAAAGAGUGUAGGAGUACAUGAAGUACUCAAGGGGUUAACUGAGGGUAAUUUCCUAUUGACUAUAGAACAUAUAACCUGACAGACAAGUUCCUUCCAUAAACCUCAUCCAGGAAUAGGCUAAUAUACAACAAUGCCAGUUGCUCAGAGAAAGAUGAAGCCAUAAAUGAGCACUGAUAUCCAACACCGAAAUUGUACAUCAGUUAGCAGCGGAUGGGUGUUCCUAGAGCUUCAGGUGGAGUCCCAGUAUGUGUAUAUUUGUGUGUCUAUAGUAAGUGUCUGGUUCUCUAUUCUGAGCAAAUAUGUUAUGAACAGCCAUCUUUUUGAAGUGUCAUUUGUUCUGUAUAUAUUGAUGUCAUAAAUGUUACAUUAAAAUAUAUAACUGUUA
Molecule: messenger RNA, 2286 nt
Organism: Pseudophryne corroboree (corroboree frog)
Lineage: Eukaryota; Metazoa; Chordata; Amphibia; Anura; Myobatrachidae
Product: gastrula zinc finger protein XlCGF26.1-like
Exons: 2
Coding region: 231-1685 (484 amino acids)
Source: RefSeq, a predicted model, not a curated record